AUGGCAGCGUCGUCGCGGCCGCGGCGUUGCAGUAAAAGAUCAAGAACAAUUAAGCAGGAGAAGACGGAGCGAAUCCAUGAAGAAGAAGAAGAAAACGAAGAAGAAGAAGAAGAAGAAGGCGAUGAUGACGGUGAUCAUGAUCAAGUCAAAAAUUCCAAAGAGAAACAGAGAAAGAGAAGAAGUAGCAAGCGGAAAAGACGACUGUCCAACUUUGUACGGCAGACGGCGCCUCCGGCCAAUCCGGCCUCGUACCCAGAACUUCCGGUAGAAUUCAGGAGAGAAAUCGAAGCGAUGGGUGGAACGGACAUAACAUUGAUAAUGCAAAAAGAAGUUACGAAGACUGAUCUGAAACCUUAUCACAACAGGUUGUUAAUGCCAUUCACGAAGAUAAUAGGAGAUUUCUUGAAACCAGAAGAGAAAGCCACGCUUAGGGCACAAAAUGUCAUAGAGCACGUUCCAUUAAUGAUGAAACGUGCUUCUCCUGUGGCCAGAAUGGAGUUGAUGAACAUAAAUAUGAGGCAAUGGGAUAUGCAUAAGAAUUCUGGCAAGAUGAGCUCAUCUAAUUAUGUCCUCAGAACUUCAUGGAAAGAAGUGGUGACAAAUAAUAAACUUGAAGAAGAUGAUGUGGUUCAGAUUUGGUCUUUUAGGGUUCAAGAUAGGCUUCACUUGGCCCUUGUUGUGGUUGCUAGGGCUAAUUAUCAACUGCCAUUAAUGGCUGAUACUAAUAGUACUAGUGGAAACAAUGGAAGUAGUGGAAGCAGUGGAAACGACGGAAGUGGCAGUGGAAGCAGUGCAAAUACCCAGAUUGUUGAGGCAACUCCUGCUUAA
Messenger RNA from Ziziphus jujuba (common jujube), 828 nucleotides. RefSeq names its product B3 domain-containing protein At1g05920-like. Bases 1 to 828 code for a protein of 275 amino acids. The record is from RefSeq and is a predicted model, not a curated record. The transcript has a single exon. Gene Ontology annotation, molecular function: DNA binding. Lineage: Eukaryota; Viridiplantae; Streptophyta; Magnoliopsida; Rosales; Rhamnaceae.